AUGGACUUAGUUUGUCUACCAUUGAAUCAGAUUGAUGUUAUCCUUGGAAUGAACUGGUUGGAGUUCAACCAUGUUGAUAUUAACUAUUUUGACAAGUUGGUGUCAUUUCUAGAGUUUGAUGCAAGUGAUGAGUUAUUUGUGUCAGCUAAGCAAGUGGACAAGCUCAUGAAGGAUGACGUUGAAGUGUUUAUGAUACUAGCUUCUAUGAAGGCUGAAAGGAGAGUUGUGAUUGAUGAAUUACCAGUAUGGUGUGAUUUUCCGAAAAUGUUUCCUGAUGAUAUCAGUGAUUCACCGUCAAAGUGCAAGGUGGAGUUUUCUAUAGACUUAGCACCUGGUACUAGUCUGGUGUGGAUGGCUUCUUAUAGAGUGUCUACUCUAGAGUUGAGUGAGUUGUAG
Molecule: messenger RNA, 396 nt
Organism: Lathyrus oleraceus (garden pea)
Lineage: Eukaryota; Viridiplantae; Streptophyta; Magnoliopsida; Fabales; Fabaceae
Exons: 1
Coding region: 1-396 (131 amino acids)
Source: RefSeq, a predicted model, not a curated record